AUAUACGAAGUUCCUCACUCCCUUACGUAGAUUCUCCUCAAAGCAACCUUAAUUCUCUGCCCAAAGAGCUCUCUCUCUCUCUCUCUCACAAAAGAAGUGUUCGGGGAAUCAGUUCCGAAAUACUCAGAGACUCAGCUCCCCCUCCUCAACGAUAACCUCUCCAAAAUCUAUCUUUCACACAUACACACACGCUCAGGUUCACAAGCAUGUCUGUGACUGUGAUUCGAAGAGCUCUUUCUUUAUUGUCUCUUUGUGUCUUCCUUCUCACCAUCUCAACCCUCACGACCCCAUCGACUUCGGCCACGGACACCUUCGUCUUUGGUGGGUGCUCUCCGCUAAAGUACACGCCCGGUUCGCCCUACGAGAACAACGUCAACUCGAUCCUCACCGCCCUGGUCAACUCAGCCAUGUUCACCGCCUAUAACAACUUCACUACUCUCGGCUCCAACCCUCAAGACACGGUCUACGGCCUCUUCCAAUGCCGCGGAGACCUCCAGGGCAAUGACUGCGCCCGCUGCAUCGCUCGCUCGGUGAGUCAACUCGGUACCCUUUGCCUCAACUCGUGCGGUGGAGCGUUGCAGCUUGAAGGUUGUUUCGUCAAGUAUGAUAACACCACCUUCUUGGGGGUGGAGGACAAGACGGUGGUGGUCAAGAAAUGUGGGCCGGCGUUUGGAUACGACUCCGACGCGUUGACCCGGAGAGAUGCUGCGCUGGCGUACUUGGGGACCGGCGACGGUGGGCCCUACAACACGUACCGGACGAGUUACUCGGGGAAUGUCCAGGGCGUGGCGCAGUGCGUGGGGGACUUGAGUCCGAGCGAGUGCCAGGAUUGCCUAGGGAACGCGAUCGGACUGCUGAAGACCGAGUGUGGCACCGCGGCGUGGGGCGACAUGUUCUUGGCCAAGUGUUACGUGCGCUACCUAGAAGGCGGCGUCCGCUCGCACGCCAGAAAGGAUGAUGAUAAUGACACUAAUGAUGAGUUGGACAAGACGCUUGCAAUUAUAAUCGGAGGCAUAGCAGUGGUUGCAUUGCUCAUACUCUUCCUUUCCUUCUUAAGUAGGCUCUCCGAAAAAGGAAAAGGAGGGAAGUAAAUUAUAAACUGGGGGAUAGUGUCUCUGGAGCUGAAUCCUAUCUAUCGACCCUGUUUCCUUUGGUAAAUAAUUUGGCUUUUAGGUGGUUCUUUCGCCUCUCUUUUCUUCGUUGGUCCCUACCCUUUUUUUUUUUUCUUUAUCUUCUAAAGAAUACCUGUGAGGGUAGAUAUAAAAGAUGUCAAUGGAAAAGUGCACCUUGAAACAAGGGAAAAAGAAAAAGGUUGCAAUAAGAAGAAAAAGCUCAAAGAUUCCCCGCACUCCCCCAAUCCCACUUGACAAUGUUAGCAGCUUGCCUGCUAAUGUUUAUAAACGAACAAUUUAGUGAAAAGUGCACCAUGAUGUUGUAGAUGGUGCCUUUGUUGGGUGUGUUAUAUAUCAGAGUGCUUUUGCUUUAAUCCCAUCCAAAAUUAAAGAUAUUUGUUAGAUUUCUUGUCACCUCAAUGUUCAGUUUGUUUUGUAA
Messenger RNA from Juglans microcarpa x Juglans regia, 1551 nucleotides. Its product is annotated as plasmodesmata-located protein 6-like. Bases 207 to 1091 code for a protein of 294 amino acids. The record is from RefSeq and is a predicted model, not a curated record. Lineage: Eukaryota; Viridiplantae; Streptophyta; Magnoliopsida; Fagales; Juglandaceae. Gene Ontology annotation, cellular component: plasmodesma. The transcript is spliced from 3 exons.